AUGGACACCUCACGGGUCCUGCGGCUCUUCCUGCUCCUAGCCUCAAGUGUUGAGGUCACAGCCCUCAGAGCCACUUCUGGGGUUCAGCAAACCAGUGUCUAGGAACUCAGCUUGACCCAAGGUCCGGGUUUGCUGGCUCCUUCCCCUGAACCCCGCUGGGAGUUUCUGGAUCAGCCUCCAGACUCAAAAGCCUCUGCUGACACCCCUUGUUCCAAACGGUUUCCUGCAGCCCUGACUUCGCACAACACACAUGGAUCUCUCCGGUCGAAUGUUUCUGCUGAAGGCCAAAUUCCCAGCCUCGACCCCACCUUCUCGGAAACACCUGGUUCCGAAAUAAUUACCAUGGAUUCUCGAGUCCCUGCCAAAGACCUGGAAGACCCCUUCUCUGUGAAGACCCCGGCUUCAGGCAUUUCUGCUCAAGUCCCAGACCUCACAGCCUCCUUCGAGAACCUAAGCUCCCAGUACUCCUCCCAGGACCUGGAGUUUGAAUUCCCUACCCAGGGCCCUGGAGUCAAAGUUCCUGCGGAAGCCCACCCAGAGGCAAGCUUCCCCCAGCAGGUUGGGGGGCCUCUGGCUGUGCUUGUGGGGGCCCCGAUCCAGCUCCCCCUGGCUCCAGUCCCCAGCCCUGGCCCCCCUGCCCCACUGGUGGUCUGGCGCCGGGGCUCCAAGGUGCUGGCAGCUGGAGGCUUGGGGCCUGGGGCUCCUCUGAUCAGCUUGGACCCGGCUCACCAAGACCGCCUACGGUUUGACCAAGCCCAUGGGGGUCUACAACUCACUUCUGCUCAGCUACACGAUGCAGGGGUCUACACAGCUGAGGUCAUCCGGGCUGGGGUCUCCCGGGAGGUGCGGGAGUUCACGGUGCGUGUAUAUGAGCCCCUGCCCAAGCUGUCUGUGCAGCCUCAGGCCCCGGAGACGGAGGAGGGGGCGACAGAGCUCCGACUACGCUGCCUGGGCUGGGCGCCAGGUCGCGGGGAGCUAAGCUGGAGCCGGAAUGGACGCGCCUUGGAGGCUGCGGACCCGGAGGGGGGCGAGCAGCCCCGGAUCCGCACCGAGGGCGACCAGCUGCUCAUCGCGCGCCCAGUCCGCGGUGACCACGCCCGGUACACGUGCCGUGUCCGGAGCCCCUUCGGCCACACUGAAGCCGCGGCCGACGUCAGCGUCUUCUACGCCGGCGCCUACGCCUGUCUCGCCGCGAACCCGCGCACAGGCCGCCGCCGCCGCUCACUGCUCAACCUCACCGUGGCAGAUCUGCCCCCCGGUUCCCCACAGUGCUCAGUGGAGGGAGGUCCCGGGGACCGCAGCCUCCGCUUCCGCUGUUCGUGGCCGGGUGGGGUCCCCGCCGCCUCCCUGCAGUUCCAGGGUCUCCCCAAAGGCAUCCGCGCGGGGCCGGUGCCGUCCGUGCUCCUGGCAGCUGUCCCCAUCCACCCCCGGCUCAGCGGCACCCAGGUCACCUGCCUUGCCCGCCACUUGGUGACCACCCGCAGCUGCACCGUCACCCCCGAAGCCCCCCGGGAGGUGCUGCUGCUUCCGGUGGUGGAGGAGACAAGGUCAGGGGAGGCCCAGGUGGUCCUGGAGGCCUCUGGCUGUCCCCCCCCUUCCAGAGCAUCCUGGGCACGGGAAAGGCGCCCCCUGGCCCCAGGAGGUGGGAGUCGCCUGCAGCUCAGCCCAGAUGGACGGCGGCUCCUUAUUGGCAACUUCUCUCUGGACUGGGACCUUGGAAAUUACUCCGUGUUGUGCAGUGGGGCACUGGGUGCUGGUGGAGACCAUAUCACCCUCAUUGGACCCUCCAUCUCCUCAUGGAGGCUGCAGAGAGCCCGGGAUGCAGCGGUGCUGACCUGGGAUGUGGAGCGUGGAGCCCUAAUCAGCGGUUUUGAGAUCCAGGCUCGGCGACAGGGCGCAGACCUGAGCAGAACCAGUCCUGAUAAGGACUGGGUCUCUCUGCUCAUCCUGGGGCCUCAGGAACGAUCAGCUGUGGUGCCCCUUCCUCUUCAGAACCCAGGGAGCUGGGCCUUGCGGAUCGUACCCACCUUGGGGAGACGGCCAGGGACCCCAUCCCAAAGUCGCAUCUACCAGGCUGAUCAAACCCUGGGGCCGGGGGCCAUCGCUGGCAUCGUCCUGGGCUCCCUGCUGGGCCUGGCGCUCCUGUCAGCACUUCUCCUCCUCUGCAUCUGCUACCUGUGCCGCUUUCGGGGAGAGAAGCUUAAAAAGAAGCAUCCUGCCGCCCUGAGGCCGGCGGUCCUCCCGCCCGAGGAGAAGGCGCCCAGUGUCUUCCCAGUACAGACCCCGCCGCCUCUGCCCCCCAAAGCCCCGCUGGAGGCCCCCCGAGCCGCUGACCCCAGACCAGUCGUCUCUCCCAGCGGGGGCCCGAGGACUGUCCGGGCAGCGACGCAGGUGUGA
Condylura cristata (star-nosed mole) is the source of this 2397-nucleotide messenger RNA. It is a transcript of the gene VSIG10L, whose product is annotated as V-set and immunoglobulin domain containing 10 like. Lineage: Eukaryota; Metazoa; Chordata; Mammalia; Eulipotyphla; Talpidae. The record is from RefSeq and is a predicted model, not a curated record.